Messenger RNA from Acanthisitta chloris (rifleman), 2553 nucleotides. RefSeq names its product SLIT-ROBO Rho GTPase activating protein 3 (gene SRGAP3). Gene Ontology annotation, biological process: signal transduction; negative regulation of cell migration. The record is from RefSeq and is a predicted model, not a curated record. NCBI's taxonomy places the organism in Eukaryota, Metazoa, Chordata, Aves, Passeriformes, Acanthisittidae. Gene Ontology annotation, molecular function: protein binding. Gene Ontology annotation, cellular component: cytoplasm. Bases 296 to 2458 code for a protein of 720 amino acids. The transcript has 20 exons.
AGAAAUCCGAACGCAGCUGGUGGAGCAGUUCAAAUGCCUGGAGCAGCAGUCGGAGUCUCGCCUGCAGCUGCUGCAGGACCUGCAGGAGUUCUUCCGCAGGAAGGCCGAGAUCGAGCUGGAGUACUCCCGCAGCCUGGAGAAGUUGGCUGAGCGCUUCUCUUCCAAGAUCCGCAGCUCAAGAGAGCACCAAUUCAAGAAAGAUCAGCACCUCCUUUCCCCUGUGAACUGCUGGUACCUGGUGCUGACGCAGACCCGGCGGGAGAGCCGAGACCAUGCCACCCUCAACGACAUCUUCAUGAACAAUGUCAUCGUGAGGCUGUCACAGAUCAGUGAGGAUGUCAUCAGGCUCUUUAAAAAGAGUAAGGAGAUUGGCCUCCAGAUGCAUGAAGAACUCUUGAAAGUCACCAACGAGCUGUACACGGUGAUGAAGACCUACCACAUGUACCACGCAGAGAGCAUCAGUGCUGAGAGCAAGCUGAAGGAGGCAGAGAAGCAGGAGGAAAAGCAGUUCAACAAGUCAGGGGACAUCAGUGUGAACCUGCUGCGGCACGAGGACCGACCUCAGCGGCGCAGCUCUGUCAAGAAGAUCGAGAAGAUGAAGGAGAAGAGACAAGCCAAGUAUUCUGAGAACAAGCUGAAGUCCACCAACGCGGCUGUCAGCAAGUACUACAUCCACGACGUCUCCGACCUCAUCGAUUGCUGUGACCUGGGAUUCCAUGCCAGCCUGGCUCGGACCUUCAGGACAUACCUGUCUGCUGAGUACAACCUGGAAACCUCUCGCCACGAGGGCCUGGACAUCAUCGAGAACGCCGUGGACAACCUGGACGCACGGAGCGACAAGCACACCAUCAUGGACAUGUGCAACCAGGUUUUCUGCCCACCACUGAAGUUUGAGUUCCAGCCACACAUGGGGGACGAGGUGUGCCAGGUGAGCGCCCAGCAGCCCGUGCAGACCGAGCUGCUGAUGAGGUACCACCAGCUACAGUCCCGACUGGCCACCCUCAGGAUAGAGAAUGAAGAGGUGCGGAAAACGCUGGAUGCCACGAUGCAGACCCUGCAGGACAUGCUGACAGUGGAAGAUUUUGAUGUGUCCGACGCCUUCCAGCACAGCCGCUCCACUGAGUCGGUCAAAUCAGCUGCCUCAGAGACCUACAUGAGCAAAAUCAACAUCGCCAAGAGGAGAGCCAACCAGCAGGAGACCGAAAUGUUCUACUUCACAAAAUUUAAGGAGUACCUGAAUGGCAGUAACCUCAUCACAAAGCUCCAGGCUAAACACGACCUGCUGAAGCAGACCCUCGGAGAAGGUGAAAGAGCUGAGUGCGGGACGACCAGGCCCCCAUGUCUUCCCCCUAAGCCACAGAAAAUGAGGAGACCUAGGCCUCUCUCAGUCUAUAACCAUAAGCUCUUUAACGGCAAUAUGGAAACGUUCAUUAAGGAUUCAGGACAGGCCAUUCCACUUGUCGUAGAGAGCUGCAUCCGCUAUAUCAAUCUCUAUGGCCUCCAGCAACAGGGCAUCUUCAGAGUUCCUGGCUCCCAGGUGGAAGUCAAUGACAUCAAGAACUCAUUUGAGAGAGGUGAAGAUCCCCUUGCUGAUGAUCAGAAUGAACGGGACAUUAACUCAGUGGCUGGAGUCUUGAAGCUGUAUUUCCGAGGACUGGAAAACCCCCUCUUUCCUAAGGAAAGGUUUCAAGAUUUGAUAUCUACCAUAAAAAUCGAGAGCCCUGCCGAGAGAGUGCACCAGAUCCAGCAGAUCAUCGUCACUCUGCCUCGGGCUGUCAUCGUGGUCAUGAGAUACCUCUUUGCUUUCCUUAACCACUUGUCGCAGUACAGCGAUGAGAACAUGAUGGAUCCCUACAACUUGGCCAUCUGCUUCGGGCCCACGCUGAUGCACAUCCCCGACGGGCAGGAUCCGGUGUCCUGCCAGGCCCACGUCAAUGAGGUCAUCAAGACCAUCAUCAUUCACCAUGAGGGAAUCUUCCCCAGCCACCGGGAGCUGGAGGGGCCUGUGUACGAGAAGUGCAUGACUGGAGGGGAGGAGUACUGUGACAGCCCACACAGCGAGCCAGGCACCAUCGAUGAAGUGGACCAUGACAAUGGGACAGAGCCACACACCAGUGAUGAUGAGGUGGAGCAGAUUGAAGCCAUAGCCAAGUUUGACUACAUGGGCCGGUCCCCACGGGAGCUGUCCUUCAAGAAAGGAGCCUCUCUGCUGCUGUACCACCGGGCGUCGGAAGACUGGUGGGAAGGGAGACACAACGGGGUGGAUGGGCUCAUCCCCCACCAGUACAUCGUGGUGCAGGACAUGGAUGACGCGUUCUCCGACAGCCUGAGCCAGAAGGCAGACAGUGAGGCGAGCAGUGGGCCACUGCUGGAUGACAAAGCCUCCUCCAAGAACGACAUCCAGUCUCCAACGGAUCAUAUCAUGGACUAUGGCUUUGGAGGAGUGAUGGGCAGGUAGGGGAACUCUCGUUUCCCUGUGAACAUGGAGCUGGUCGCUGCCAUGUGCAGGGAGAGUCGGUGUGUGGGGUAGGGCAGGAUGGGAAGGGAAGGCUC